Molecule: messenger RNA, 1824 nt
Organism: Gymnogyps californianus (California condor)
Lineage: Eukaryota; Metazoa; Chordata; Aves; Accipitriformes; Cathartidae
Gene: MBD4
Product: methyl-CpG binding domain 4, DNA glycosylase
Exons: 8
Coding region: 1-1638 (545 amino acids)
Biological process (GO): DNA repair
Cellular component (GO): nucleus
Molecular function (GO): DNA binding; pyrimidine-specific mismatch base pair DNA N-glycosylase activity
Source: RefSeq, a predicted model, not a curated record
AUGGCGGCGCCGGAAGCGGCAGAGGCGCCGGUCAGCGGCCUCCCGGGCGGUAGCCGAGACGGGGCGGCGGUGGAGGCGGCGGAGCGUCCCGGCUCCAGCGGCGGGGGCACCGGCGCAGCGGCGGAGAGGGGGCUUGCGAGAAAAGCGGCGGCGGCCGGGCCCAGCGCCGUCGCCGGCGGCUGGCAGAAGGUGACCAGGCGGAGGCAGUCGGGCAGGACGGCGGGGAGGAUCGACGUGUACUUUGUCAGCCCUGAAGGAAAUAAGCUCAGAUCGAAAAGUGCGCUUGUGGAGUAUUUUCGGAAGACUGGGGAGACGACGCUAAAAGCAGAAGAUUUUGAUUUUACAGCUCCUUAUGGGAGGAGUACCCGUUUGAGGGUGACAAGAUACAGCACAAAAGCUGCGGGAACUGUUUUAGAGAAUGAGGGUUGUCACAGUCAAGUGCAAGGCCUCAGUAUGCAAAAUGGUGCAGAGGAUAGAAUUCGAAGCGUUCAGACUGGAAAUGAACACCUGGAAGAUGUUACAUCCGCUCUGGAAAGUGAAGAUUUGAUCGUGAAAGGCAUACACCCAGAGGACUGUUUGAAAACCAAAAAAAAGGGGGCAGGUGGAAAAAGCAUUCAGAAGAAGAAAACUGGGAAGAGCUCGGAAAAGAGGAAUCGAGAUAAUACCCAAAACAAAAGACAGAGAAGAGUGUGUAACAAAGAGGAAACUGAGUGCGUUCAAAAGAAGAAAUCCUGUAGAAAGACAGACACGUGUGUUGCCGAUAGUCAGGGCGUAGAUGAUCAGAAUGCAGACCCUAUGGAUGCAGGAAGAACUCUGUUAAGAAUGUCCAGGUCACGGUCAGACACACGGCUAAGGUCAGCGACGGCUCGCUCGCAAAGGGAGUUGGAGAGCCUAGCAGAGGAGGAGUGCGUGGAGACAGGUUCUAAUGACGCAUCUGCUGCAAAAUCUGAGGAGAAAACCAAUGGAUUGAAAAUAGGGAAAGAGACAGAUCGAGGGAAUCCAGGUAACCAGGAUUUUAAAUCUGACACUGAAACAGAUGCUGACAUCUUGCAGCUGUGUGACAAGGCAAGCUUCACAGCAGUUAAAAUGCCGCCAGAAGAGUCUAUCCCACGAACACAAGUGGAUAGGAGGAAAACGAGUCCGUAUUUUUCAAGUAAAUACAGUAAAGAAGCUCCCAGCCAACCUAGAAGGAAGGCCUUCAGAAAAUGGACUCCUCCACGUUCUCCUUUUAAUCUGGUCCAAGAAACACUUUUCCAUGAUCCAUGGAAACUUCUCAUUGCAACCAUAUUUCUCAAUAAAACUUCAGGUAAAAUGGCAAUUCCUGUGCUCUGGGAGUUCCUUAAGAAGUAUCCUUCUCCUGAAAUAACCAGGACUGCAGACUGGAAAGAAAUGUCAGAGCUGCUCAAACCUCUAGGUCUCUACGAACUCAGAGCGAAAACUAUCAUCAAGUUCUCAGAUGAGUACCUGAGCAAGCAGUGGAAGUACCCCAUCGAGCUGCACGGGAUCGGCAAGUACGGGAACGACUCCUACAGAAUCUUCUGUGUCAACGAAUGGAAGGAGGUGCAGCCGCAGGACCACAAGUUAAACGUGUACCACGCGUGGCUCUGGGAGAACCGGGAGAGACUGAGCAUCGACUGAGCACAGCCGCGAGCGCGCCCCGUCUCUCGGUCCUCGCCGGCGUGCUCUCAGUGCGGUGGGUGUCCUUGCGGUGUUGCUCUGACCGCGCAGUUCUUAAUUGAAGUAUUUGUGUGACGCACCCGGCUCGGGUCGUCGUCAUGAAAUGUUUAAAAUCCCUACUUUUUUUAAUAAAUGCAUUCCCAUUUU